GGCAACACCUCUGGUCUCAGCUGUGCCACCAGGCCCCGGGGACACCGAGCCUGGCGCUGUCCCCACUGCUCCGGGCAGGGGAACAGCUCGUCUGCCCCACGGGGAUUGCCCACAUCCAUCCAUGGCGUGUCACAGCUCAGCCCCCCCCUGCCCGCCAGCGCCUUUGUGUCAGGGCAUGGGGGGUGUCCCCCGGGGUGUCCCCGGGGCUGCCACUGCCUGUCCCCCGCAGACAUCAUGGCUGACAAGGAGGGGGUGACGCUGUCGCUGGAGGAGGAGGAGGAGGAUGCCGACGUGGCCCUGGCGUACAAGACGCCGGAGAAGAAGAGCCUGCGGGAGAUCCAGGAGCUGGACCCAGGGGAUGAGAGCCUGCGGAAGUACAAGCAGGCGCUGCUGGGUGCCAUCCCUGCCGCCGUGGAUGCCAGCGUGCCCAACGUGCAGGUGACAAGGCUGACCCUGAUGUGUGAGCAGGCGCCAGGGCCCAUCACCAUGGACCUGACAGGAGACCUGGAGGGGCUGCAGGGCAGGGCCUUUGUGCUGAAGGAAGGGGUGGACUACAGGGUGAAGGUGUCCUUCAAGGUGAACAGGGAGAUCGUCUGCGGGCUGCGGUGCCUGCACCUC
Manacus vitellinus (golden-collared manakin) is the source of this 618-nucleotide messenger RNA. It is a transcript of the gene ARHGDIG, whose product is annotated as Rho GDP dissociation inhibitor gamma. The annotation marks the transcript as partial. Gene Ontology annotation, biological process: Rho protein signal transduction. The record is from RefSeq and is a predicted model, not a curated record. Gene Ontology annotation, molecular function: protein binding; Rho GDP-dissociation inhibitor activity. NCBI's taxonomy places the organism in Eukaryota, Metazoa, Chordata, Aves, Passeriformes, Pipridae. Gene Ontology annotation, cellular component: cytoplasm; membrane; cytosol. The transcript has 4 exons.